GUGAUGUCUACCGCUCUUCUCCUCGUCUCCGCCUUAUUCUCUGGGGCGUACGCCGCCAUCGGUCCCGUCGCCAAUAUGCAGAUCGUCAACGCAAAUAUUGCGCCUGACGGUUUCACCAGAAGCGCCGUCCUGGCUGGCGGGACCUUCCCUGGCCCGCUUGUCAAAGGAAACAAGGGCGACCGAUUCAGACUCAACGUCAUUGAUAGAUUGACGGACAAUACGAUGUUAAGAAGCACUAGUAUCCAUUGGCAUGGUCUAUUUCAGAAAGGAUCCUCAUGGGCUGAUGGGCCUAGUUUCGUCAACCAGUGCCCCAUCGCUGCCAACCAUUCAUUCCUAUACGACUUCACGGUCCCCGAUCAAGCGGGAACAUUUUGGUAUCAUUCUCAUCUCUCUACGCAAUAUUGUGAUGGUCUACGUGGACCCAUGGUCGUUUACGACCCCAAUGAUCCUCAUCGAUCUCGUUACGACGUUGAUACCGAGGCAACAGUGAUCACGCUCGCAGAUUGGUACCAUACUCCGGCCCUCGCAGCCGGGCCAGUACCCGUCUUUGAUGCUACCCUGAUCAACGGUAAAGGACGUUAUGCAGGCGGCCCCGCCUCGGACCUCUUCCAACUAAACGUAGUCCGCGGACUCCGAUACCGCCUCCGCCUCGUAGCCACUUCCUGCGACCCCAACUGGGUAUUCUCCAUCGACUCGCACAACCUCACCGUCAUCGAGGCCGAUGGCGUGAACACCCAGCCACUCGUCGUCGACUCCGUCCAGAUCUUCGCCGGGCAGCGGUACUCCCUCAUCCUCAAUGCGAACCAAAGGAUCAGCAAUUACUGGAUGCGCGCAAGCCCCAACCUCGGGACGCAGGGAUUCGAGAGUGGAAUCAACUCGGGUGUGGUGCAUUAUGUUGGGGCGCCGUCCGGGGUGGACCCAACGAGUAAUCAGACGACGAGCGUCAUACCGCUCCUCGAGACGAACCUCCAUCCGCUUGAGAACCCUGGUGCGCCGGGGUUGCCGCAGGCUGGCGGGGCGGACAUCUCGUUGAACCUAGCUCUUGCGUUCGAUAUCAAUAACUUUGAAUUCACGGUCAACGGUGCAUCUUUCAUCCCGCCUACCGCUCCAGUGCUUUUGCAGAUCUUGAGCGGAGCUAAUACUGCGCAGAACUUGCUUCCUGCUGGGAGCGUGUAUACUCUCCCGCCGAAUAAAGUCAUUGAGAUAAGCGCUCCGGCGUUGGCGGUUGGCGGUCCCCAUCCCUUCCAUCUUCAUGGUCAUACCUUUGACGUCGUACGAAGCGCAGGAAGCACUGAAUACAACUACGCGAACCCGGUUCGAAGAGACGUAGUCUCCACCGGUUCUGGCACUGACAACGUUACUAUCCGCUUCACAACCGACAACGCCGGUCCUUGGUUCCUGCACUGCCAUAUCGACUGGCAUUUAGAGAUCGGUCUCGCGGUCGUUUUCGCCGAGGACGUCGACACGAUUCAGAUGCAAGACAUGCCGACGGCUUGGGACCAACUCUGUCCGAUUUACGGGAACCUCACCUCAGAUCAGCUGUGAAUAAUAACUUAUACUUAAGUGUCCCGACUAUCCUUAUUUUUUCUCCUUCUGGACAUCAAGUUGAUUAUUUAUCAUCCAUAUUGGCGGGUUUCUUCUCUAUAUAUACCAUUUUAUACCAGAUGCACGUGUUUUUAUUUAUGACAUUAUGUAUCUUUUUAUGAGGAAACGCGCAUCUUCUGGAGGGUUUUUGAGUAUCAGGAGUAAGGAACGACAGAUGCUAGCCUCGCUCCUAACCCUAUUUGACGAGCUUGGUGUUCCAC
Messenger RNA from Desarmillaria tabescens, 1805 nucleotides. RefSeq names its product laccase. The coding region runs from base 4 to 1545 and encodes 513 amino acids. The record is from RefSeq and is a predicted model, not a curated record. The transcript is spliced from 17 exons. Lineage: Eukaryota; Fungi; Basidiomycota; Agaricomycetes; Agaricales; Physalacriaceae. Gene Ontology annotation, molecular function: oxidoreductase activity; copper ion binding.